Messenger RNA from Sesamum indicum (sesame), 948 nucleotides. Lineage: Eukaryota; Viridiplantae; Streptophyta; Magnoliopsida; Lamiales; Pedaliaceae. The record is from RefSeq and is a predicted model, not a curated record.
UGGAUGUUGUCUUCUAUACAUCAUAAUUAACUGAGGUUUAUCCAAUUCAACCAAGCAGCAUACAGAAAGGUGAUCCGUUGAACUCUUCUCAGUACAAGAGGAUGGCGUCUUUCUCAAUAGAAGAUUUUGUUGGGAAUGGAUCUCUCAGAGAAUUGUUACCAAAGCUGUUAGAUGAAGGAUGGGAUGAUGUACCAACAUUGAAGAUAAUGAAUUCAGAAGACAUGGAUGAGAUCGGCCUGACACGCCUGCAGAAGGAUGCACUUGAAAUUAGGUCAUAUCUGCAUGAUCGUGCAUUGAUGCAAUAUGGAGAUCUGCUAGAGGCCUCAGGGAAAGGUUUGCCUGAGCUUCUUAGCUUGAGUACUCCAGAUCUUUCGUCUCAGUAUGGAAUGAAAAGAGGCCAUAUUGCUCGUUUCAUGGACAGAACCACUACAUGUGCUGCAGAUCCUUUGCCAGCAUUAUAUACCGUCCCAACAAGAAGGCGAAACAACUUGGCCUCCAGAAAUAGCAGCAUAUAUAGGAGUCCAAACUCGUCUGCUAAUUCCAGAAAACUUCAGAGUAUGACAAGAUAUUCAGGGAGAAGUAGCCCACAGUCUGAUUUUUCUCUAGAACAAUCCUUAGCAAGUUUCAAGAUUAAAGAUGGAUACGUCUUUAAGGGAGUUGUAGCAGCAAUGCCAGCAGAACCUAGAGCAUGUGGUUGUGUACAACCUCCCCCCAUAGUUGAGAAUGUCGCUCCUUAUUCAGCUAUUGAGAAUGUCUCCAUUCAGAAACUAACUCCAGAAUAUAAGAUUGGAAUGGAACGACUGAUUAAGAAUAAGACACCUCCAAUGAAGGCUUCAGAGUUAUGGCGAGAGAAACCAGCUAUACUUGUUUGCAUCCGUCGACCGGGGUAUGAAUUUUUGAACAUACUGCAUUACCUUUUCUUGUUAACUGUAUUCCAUUAGAUCAAGC